CAUUCAUUGCGCGUCAUGCUAACCAAUCAUCGUCGCUAACCGUUCAGAAUCCAGGUGCUUCGUGCAGUAUUGAUAUGACAACAAUAGUCGUAUGAUGUAACCUGCGUGACUGGAAAGACCGAAAACUGCGACAAGGAGCCCCAGCGUCGUUCAAAAACCAGUCGGCCGCCGGUUCCCUUCCUGGCAGCCGCAACUCUUCACUAGCGAUAGUAAUAUUCUUCCCUACGACACUAGGUAUUGGAUAUGAGUAGACCUCUGGGGGGAACACGGCUCAAAUCCGCGCUCCCUAAGGUUCCCAUGUCGUCGUUGCGUCUUUUUUUGGAGCCUUAAAGACAAGCGAAAUGACUAUAGGGAUAGAUGGCCUGUGAACUCGGCUGGAGAACUUUCACUGGUUGGACGAAUGGAGCCGAGAUCAUGAGGAGCGACAGCCGAAUGAAGAGAAAAGACUGGCAGGUCCAUAGUAUAAGAGAAAUACCGCGAAUCUCGCUCACGCUCCAACAAUGAUUCGUUCUCCGACUCAUCACUACCUAUCAUCACAAAAUGUCGCCCUUGUUUGAGAACCUAAAAGGUGCCAAGGAUUGGCCUCUUCCGUAUCCUCGGUGUCCCUGCUGCUCUGAGAAAGGACAAGGCCACUCGCUAUGGCCGUCUCGCGCGCCAUGUCGGGCUUGAUCCCACUGCUGGUACGGAGGAGAUUCUCGAUAAGGUGCUCUCUGCCGGAAAAACUGGAACCUAUCGAACCUACUGUGGUUCAGGAUGGUCCGUGUAAACAAAACAUCCUCGGCGGGGAAGAUGUUCACAUUGAGUCACUUCACAGCCUUUUCAUCCACAAAGACGACGGCGACACGGCAUGCAUGUGGUCCAGUCUCCCGAUGGCAAGUGGAAAAAUUGAUCCAUCGCCAGAGCGAUGGUUAAAAACGACAUGCACCACGUCGGUCUUGUCGUUGACCUCAAUACAUCUGGCGGAUUCACCAGCUUUGGAAGAAAGAAGGGAAGAACUGUCCUUGGGCUUUAUGUUUUGGUGUUCCACGGGCCUCCUAUUAUGGCUUCUUCCAUGCCAAUUCCUGACGAGGUAUCCGAGGCCGGAUAUAUCGGCGCCUUCAGUGGGGCGUCGAUUCCAGUCAUCAAGUGCGAGACCAACAAUCUUUUCGUUCCCUUUACUUCCAAAAUUGUCUUUGAAGGGUCCUUUCCAUUACCGAAACAGCCCCUGAAAUUCCAUUGGGAGGAGAAUGCACGGCUACAUCUUCCCUGCGAUACCCACAAUUGGCCAGUUUACAAGGCUAACUGCAUCACUCACCGAGACGAUGCUAUCCUGCCCAUGUCUGCUUGCCGUCGUUUGACCGAUGAAACACAUACCAUGAUUGGUACCUUUGCCGCUGCUGAGAUUGGCAAUUUUGUCGAGAUGCUGGUCUUCGGUCAAGGAUGCCUUUUCCCCCUUCGAAACUCAAGUCACUUGGGUUGCCCUUCAGUUCGACAACUAGGAGGGGUUGAGGGAGAUGAAGACCACUUCCGAGGAAUUGAGAAAGAAGGUCGGUGACGUUGUGUUCACCACAGAAUGGGCUACAUCAUCCAUCGUCUUGUUCUUGUGGGAGAUGACAUUGACAUCUAUGACGGCAAGGACAUUCUCUGGGCCUUCUCCACUCGUUGUCGACCAAACCUGAAUGAGACUUUCUUCAAGGACGUCCGUGGAUUCCCCUUCGUGCCAUACAUGGGUCACGGUAACGGCUCUCCUGUCAAGGGUGGCCAGGUCGUUUCUGAUGCCUCUCGAGUACACCACAGGACCCGAUUUCAUUGCUGUCGACUUUCAGAAUAGCAAUCCCGAAGAACUGAAAGCUCAUAUGCUCAGCAAGUGGGAGGCCGAUGGCUUUGCUCCUUUGUGAGGGAUGCGACCGUACUCUGCAAUAGAUUAGAAUCAAGCUUCUCAGAGUUGAUAAUGAUCUGAACAGAUUAUGAAGUAUUUAAAGCAUGUCACUGUGGGCAUUAUCGAAAUGCCUCCGUCCACACCCAAUCGCCGCUUCUCUUGUUAUACUGCCCGUAAGAUUGGUGGGUGAGAUCCUUCGUGCUCAGUCGAGACCUAAAGUUGGUGACAUCGAAUGUACAUAUAUUGAUGCAGCAAUCAUUGUAUCACCUCGUAAACUUCUCCUUCCCCCUUCCAUCCCUCAUCUGCCUUGCCCAAUACUUGUCCCCAAAACUUCAUCAGCCCAUACCAUUCUUCCUUUCCCCUCGGCAUGUCUUCUCCCUUCCGGCCGCCUACCCCUCCACCCUGCACUACUUCAACUUCCCUAUACCCACGUCUGAUCCCGCUAACGGUUUUUUGUUGUACAGCAGAUUGUGGUGAUUGACGUGUAAAGUAUAGGACCGGGGUGGAAACGUUGAGUGGGGAUGCCGGGUGGGUAAGGAGAGGUGCGCAGAUAGAUAUGAUGCUCCCUAAUCUUUUACCGUUGUCCUUUUCGUCGUUGGUUUUCAGAGGUGUCUUGCCGAUAUCAAUCCCUAAUUCAAGGGCUACAGUACCACCCUGACCCCAGCCGAAGAGAUGGAUGUCUUCCAGCCUCCAACCGAGAUGGGGCGAUAUUAAAGUCUCCAGUAAUUUGCGGAGUUUGGACAACGGGGCAGUUGGAUUUUGUGAAGAGAUCGGGAGGGGAUUGAAAUAGGGGUCAAAUGCUUGAUACCAUGAGAAAGAGGGAUGGUCCAUGAGAGGGAUGCUGAUUGAAGAACGUCAGUGAUGACAGGAAACAUGCAGGUCAUCUGGCUUACGGAUCAAGGGCUGUUAAGGAGAGAACUGCUGUUGAAGGAAGAUUGAGCUGCUUGGCCAGAUUGAAAAAUGACGCUUUGUUAUCCCCUAAAAGUCUUACGAUCAACUUCGAAUUAUUGAGCAUAUAUUUCUGGGAGUCACGAUAAUGCUCGCGAGAUACUUUGCACCUACC
Cryptococcus deneoformans JEC21 is the source of this 2921-nucleotide messenger RNA. RefSeq names its product cytoplasm protein, putative. Gene Ontology annotation, molecular function: carboxy-lyase activity. Lineage: Eukaryota; Fungi; Basidiomycota; Tremellomycetes; Tremellales; Cryptococcaceae. Gene Ontology annotation, cellular component: cytoplasm. The record is from RefSeq and is a predicted model, not a curated record. The transcript has 5 exons. Gene Ontology annotation, biological process: ferulate metabolic process; cinnamic acid catabolic process. Bases 905 to 1534 code for a protein of 209 amino acids.